AUGAAAGCUAUAGUUCUUCAAGGACAAGCAGGGAAGGCAUCUCUGGUUUUCGAUCGCCCGUCUCCUAAAUUGCGUCCAGGCUAUAUUCUUGUUUACGUAAAGGCGGUUGCUCUGAACCCAACAGACUGGAAGCAUGUUGACCUCGCGAACGAAGCGAAAGGUACCUUGUUUGGUUGCGAUUACGCUGGCAUAGUUGCUGAGACUGGCACUGGAUAUUCCACUGACUGGAAAACGGGAGACAAAAUUUGUGGCUUCUCUCUCGGAGGCAACAAAUUGCAACAAGAAGACGGAGCCUUCGCGGAAACCAUUGUUGUAAAGGCUGAUGUGCAGAUGCGAAUACCGAAUCAUCUAUCCUUCGAAGAAGCAGCAACAGUACCAACCGCUAUUCUCACCUGUGGACAAGGCCUCUUCCAGGAGAUGGGAUUGACCUGGCCCAAAGAAGCCAGUGAGACCAGUAACAAUGAGCCUAUCCUAAUAUAUGGUGGAAGCUCAACAACAGGGCUAAUGGGAAUCCAGCUUGUCAAACUGGCAGGUUAUGUUCCUCUGACGACCUGUUCUCCUCAUAAUUUCGAACUGGUGAAGUCCCUAGGAGCAUUUCCUGUUGAUUAUAAGGACCCGAAUUGCACCGAACAGAUCAGGCAAGCGGCGGGCAAUAAUCUCAGACUCGUCUGGGAUACGAUAUCAACACAUGAAUCCGCCAAGAUCUGUGCUAAGGUCAUUGACCCUGGCGGUAUUUGCGGCACUGUCCGCGACGUCGCCUUCCCCAGGACUGGUGUCCGAAAAACCAGAUCAUCAGGGUACACAUCGACAGGAGAGCCCGUUGAGAAACCCGGAAUGUCACUUCCCGCUCAGCCCGAACACUUCGUGUUUACGAAAAAAUGGAUGAAAGAGGCCGAGUCUCUGUUACAGCGGAAAUUGAUAAAGCCUCCUCCGUCACGGGUGGGUAAGGGGCUAGAGUGUGUACUCGACGGUGUUGACCUGCUGAGAAAUGGUAAGGUCAGUGGCGUAAAGUUGGUUUACACGCUGUAA
Molecule: messenger RNA, 1029 nt
Organism: Exophiala aquamarina CBS 119918
Lineage: Eukaryota; Fungi; Ascomycota; Eurotiomycetes; Chaetothyriales; Herpotrichiellaceae
Exons: 2
Coding region: 1-1029 (342 amino acids)
Molecular function (GO): oxidoreductase activity, acting on NAD(P)H
Source: RefSeq, a predicted model, not a curated record